AGAGUUGGCGGCGCGGCUCUCGCUAUCUUUGUUCGCGGCGCUCGAGCGGCAGCAGGAGGAGGAGGAGCGGCACGAGGAGGAGGAGGCGGCGGCUCGGGCUGUGAGCAGCGGCGGCGCUCACGGAGUAAAAAAAACCACCCGCCCGCACGGUGGUUUUUUUUACUCCGCGCGACAAUGCGAGCGGGGCGGCCGUGCGGCCCACGGGCAGGCGGCGCGGGGCCGUUCUCACGGCGUUCUCACGCCGCCUAAACACCCCCCACCACCACCACCACCCCCAGUGCCCUCCCUCCCGUGCGUGCCGGGCUACAGCUGCUGCUGCCGCCGCCUCCCCGGGGUGGAGGUGGCUGCGUGGGUGUUGGGGCGACCGACCGAGCGGGCGGGUGGGUGGGUGGUGUUGUUGUUGUUGUUGGCUGCUUGUGUCGUCGUCUGACCGGGUAAGGUCCCCGCUUGCGCGCGGCGACGUGGGUCGCUGGGUUGACGACCGCGAUCGUCCAUCGGCGCUGUGCGUCGGCUGCUCGUGUGGCUGUGUGGGAGCUGACGAUGCGACCGGGCGCCCUUCGGAAUCGACGACGGUAGCAAGAGGAGCGGCGUCGUCGGCAGCAGCAGCAGCAGUGGCCCCGGGCCCCGCGGGGGGCGGGGGGGGCCUCCCCGCCGUGGCCUCGCACCGUGGCCGCGCCGCGCCGGCCUCCACGGCCGCCGGGGAGCCGCCCCGUGGCCGGGCCCCGCCGGGGGGUUGUCCCAUGGCCGCCUCCUCCUCCUCCUCCCCCCCCCGGGCCGCCGUGCUGCAGUCGUCGGUGCAGAGGCUCGUGGCUCUGGAGCAGCGAGCCCGGCGCCUCGCCCAGCGCCUGCGCCUCGCCCAGGCGGAGGCGACCGAGAGCCACGCGCGGCAGCAGCUGCGCGACCUCCUGGCCGAGCAGCAGCAGCAGCCUCCAUCAUCACCACCACCACCUCCUCCACUACCUCCUCCUCCUGUACAGCAGCAGCUACAGCUACAGCUACAGCAGCAGCGGCCGCCCCGAGCCGUGGACGCGGCGGCCGCGAUGGCCCCGCGUGGUGUGGCCGGGGAGCUGGGCCGCGUGCCCAGGAGCCUGGCGGCCGCGCUGCGGCACGUGGAGAGGGCGCUGGACUCGGACGCCACGGAGAGCAGCUCGGGUGGCGACACGGACACCGAGGAGGUGGACAACGACGAGAGCGACGUCUGUUGCGACGACGACCACCACCACCAGGGUAGCCGCAGCGGCGGUGGUGGUGGUGGUGGCGCCUGGGUUGGCGACCUCGGCGUGGGGGCGUGGAUGGGCCGGGCCCACCACCACCAACACCAUCACCAACACCACCACGAUCAACAACAACAGCAACAGCAGCAGCAGCCCGAACAGCCUCGCUCGGCCUUGCGGCGGAGCACCGCGUGGCUGUGGGCGCGGGAGCGCGCGAUGGUGGCGAGCCGUUGGACGUGGCUCACGGCGCAGGUGUCCGACCUGGAGUACCGCAUCCGGCAGCACAACGAGCUCUACCGCCAGAUCCGCAUCGGCAAGGGCCCCGUGGUGCUCGGAGACCUCCAGGCCCCCGAGGACGUGACGAGACCGCACCGGAGGCUGCCCGGUACCGGCGCCGCCCCCGCUUUGCCGCUCGCCGGUGAAACGGGGGGCGGUCGCGUGGAGAUGUCCGCCUGCAGCCCCGCUCUGCUGCUUAGCAACCUCCACAAGCAGAGCUCACGCCUUAAGCAAAGUCUGGGCGGCAUGGCCUGUCCUCUCAGCCCAGCCUCGUCUCCACAACCCAAACCUUCUCCACCGCAGCUCAACGGUGUUCUGGCCGGCUCGUCGAGCUGCACUCGAGGAGGAGAUGCUCCGCCUGACGGCUUCGACGCCGCCAAGCGCCGCCCCGCCGCGGUGUCCCGUGGGGCCCCCGCGCCACCGUCCCCGCCCGGCAGCUCCUCGUGCGUGGCGGCACGGACGCGGCCCCUGCGGGAACUGCGCCGUCGGCGAGUGCUGCGAGCCAGCGACGCGUACUUCCUGAGCCGCAAGGCGCAGCGGCCGGUGACUGUGAGGUGCAGCUGUGAGCAGCCACUCAGCUGCAUGGUGUGCGUGUCACCGUACACCACGCAGCAGCAGCAGCAGCAGCCCAUGAACCUGGACACCAUGACCCUGCCUGAGAGGGCAGCAGUGCUCAGCCCAUCCACCCACCCUGUGCUCUCUCUCCCCAACGAUAUCCCUCUACACCUGCACUUCCAGAGUCUGAUGAAGCGCGCCGAGUGGCACGAGCGGAUGAACCCCAAACCCAAAGUUCCAGCCAGCAGCAGCAGCAACAACAACAAGAGGCCAACCGGCGUUCCACGAGCGUGGACAGCCUCGCCAGGCAGCCCUGCCGAGCGCAAGCAGCGCCACAAGCCUGACGCCUCCCUGCUGACCACCAAGUGCGACUGGAGUAAGGCAUGCGUGGAUCCGUCGCUGUGGCAAUACCUGGACAGUGUGGAGCGAGGGCCUUCACCGCUGGACUCCUUGGAUACAGAUGGGGAGGACGGUGGCCACUUCAAGAAAAGGAGGCGCUCUGGGCACAGCCCCCUCGCAGCGGGCAGCAAGAGGCAGCGUGGCGGGGUGCGGAGUCGGAGCCUCACCCUGGGGGAGUCGCCCGAGGGCACGGCGGCAGUGGUGACGGCGCCGCCGCUGCGCCAGGCCUACACGCCGGUGCCGGCCGACGCGUCGCCCGCGCCACCCACGCUGCCCUUGGCCAGCGCGUACGCCCACACGUCCGCCGCCGCCGCUACGCCCACGUCCACGCAGGCUUCUGCUCGGCGACGGAGGGUGGAGAACUCCUUCGAUAUCAACAACAUCGUCAUCCCACUGUCCAUGGCUGCGUUUGCCCACGUGGAGAAGAUCCAGUACAAGGAGAUUCUCACUCCUGGGUGGCGUGAGCUGGGAUUUGAGAAUGAGGGGCCAGACAUUGAGGAAGUUGAAGAGGUGGAGGACGUUUCGGACGAGUCGUUUGCCGAUCGCCACGCCCGGUUUGAGCAGAUGGAGAAGACGCGAUGGUGCUUCUGGUCGCCCGCCAUCCACCGCCGCACUCGAUCUUUCAACAAGAGUACGUCGGAGGGGCGCUGCACGCCCCAGCCCCCGUCACCCGAUGUGUCCGUGUCGGGAGGCGGCAGCAACCACCACACUGGGCUCAACGCAGAGCAGCACCGCUCCGCCGAUCGGAGCCUCCGCGAUUCCUUCUGCGAGUCCACGCGCUCCUCCACGCCGGAUAUGUGCUCCGAAGAAGUCUUCUUGGUGGUGCAGCCUUGGGAGAAGAGAGCCUUCCCGUUGCGCGAACAAGAAGAGAUCGCCCUGGCGGAGAGCGAUUGCAACCACAGAGACGAGCGGCGCUCUGCCUCGCCCGCGCCCACACAGCAGUUCGAUCGCCAUCCACCACCGCCGCCCACCGGCAACUCCGAGGAGCCCUCCGCUGCAGCGCCACCUCCGUGCGUCACGGAGCGGGAUGGCGCAGCGCCACCACCCAGGGAGGAGCGGAGGCCGGCGAAGCGCAGCUUGCGCUCCGCCUCCGCGCGGCAACCGCACGACCCCUCGGAGCCGCUGCACGACGGCAAAGCCAGGGAGCCGAGGAGUCGCAGCGCGGCAGGAUCCUUGGGCCCGACUAGUGGCGACGAUAAUAAUUACCACACGCCAAGCGGCCGCACGAGAGCGGGCGAUGGGAAGUCACGGAACUCCAUUGUGCUGAGGGCGGGGAGACGAACAAACUCGCACUGACGCCGGCCUCGCUUGUGCUUGCGUCUCUUUCUGUUGGGUUGUAACCGGCCUGCAAGGGAGCGACCGAGCAGCACCUGUACACAGCAGGCCUGUGCAUGGCUCUCCUGUUCAAUGACAAUGAUGUCGGCGUAUGCUGCUGCUGCUGUUUCUCUGGAAUGAUGGGGCUAUCACGUUUGUAAUGAAGCCGACGCGAUGCACAAUUUUAGGAUUGUUUCCAUGUAUGAAAAGAAAAAUGUACAUUUGAAAAAAUAUAAAUGUCAAUACUGUGCAAAUAAAAACGAGAAGUAUAAAAUAAACGUUUUGCGUCCAGUUUGAAUUGCUUGGACGAACUUUUGAAUAGCUCUUACUUGCCAAACUUUUGUUUAGACCAAGUAUUUCACGUGUUGUCUGUCUCCUUCCAUCGUUGUUGGGACUGGUGGGAUGAUGCGUGUUAAGGGGGUUUGAAAUGUGCACUAAGUGUGUUAAUGAUCUAUUUACCACAGCGUCUGUCCGCCUUGCUCUGCAUAUAUCACAACAGGGAUAUCUGCCCUUUUGUAUAAUACGUAGAAUAAUCUUUCUUAUUUUACUCAAUAGGUGCAAGAAUUGGUAAUCUUUUGGAAGAUAUUUUUUAAAAAUUGUCACUUGUUGUAGAAAAAUCAUUGCCUUUGUACAUAUGGAGUUUGCAUUUGUACCCACGUUAGAUAUGUAGGAUAUGUAAUUGUUAUGUAUAUAUUAUAACCUCCCUGUUCUCUCAGGGAGCCUGGCAUUGUAACUUCUGUGACUUUACACCACCUGAAUGUUCAGUAUACAGUACUGUGCUUACAAAAAUAAUUAAAAACACCACGACUCUUAAA
Molecule: messenger RNA, 4573 nt
Organism: Lethenteron reissneri (Far Eastern brook lamprey)
Lineage: Eukaryota; Metazoa; Chordata; Hyperoartia; Petromyzontiformes; Petromyzontidae
Product: KAT8 regulatory NSL complex subunit 1-like protein
Cellular component (GO): NSL complex
Molecular function (GO): histone acetyltransferase binding
Source: RefSeq, a predicted model, not a curated record